Messenger RNA from Sporothrix brasiliensis 5110, 1194 nucleotides. RefSeq lists its product as uncharacterized. The record is from RefSeq and is a predicted model, not a curated record. The coding region runs from base 1 to 1194 and encodes 397 amino acids. The transcript has 3 exons. Lineage: Eukaryota; Fungi; Ascomycota; Sordariomycetes; Ophiostomatales; Ophiostomataceae.
AUGACCUCCCCGGUGCCGCACCACCGGCACCAGGCGUCGCUAGAAGAUGUGAUCGACCUGUCUCCACAGCCGCCGCUCGGCCCCAGCCAACGGGCCCGCGCGCGACGCAUCUUCUAUCGCAUCGCCGAGCGCUUCGAAGCCGCCGAGCCUCCAAUCGAUCCGCGGGCCCGGCCGCCGACCUACAGCCAGCCACUGCUGGUGCGGCUCACCUUUGAGUAUGCACGGUCAGAAGAAUCUCGCGACAUCUUCCUGCGGGCGUUUUUCAAGGCCAUGGCGCUUGAUCUCGAUGCGGCCGAAGGGGGCGACGAUCCGGACCCAGAACUGGACUUUGGGGAGCUGAGGCCAUUGUUCGUGGGCUUUGCAGAUUACUUGAUGGACAAUUUCUUCCUGCCAUUGAAAGCAUCGACGCGACGCACGCCGCAGCCGUCACCGGCCUACCAUUCCGCCGUCCUCCGCGCACAGGGAGUCGAGACGCCGGCGUUCGUUGGCACACCUGAGCGGUUGUCCUCUCUUCGGGGCGCGUGUCUCGUCCGGGACCGCCACCGGUGUGUGAUUUCUCGCAAGUUCAGCGACCGCGAAUUUAUUGCUCGGCUACGGCAAUACGGCGAUGACGCUCGUGAUGACGACGGGAUCCUGUUCUCCGAGCAGGAUCCCAGUCUAUUUGAUGGUCUGGAGGUGGCACACAUCCUGCCACACGCCCUGAUGAAGUCCAAUACCAAUUUCGAGUUGAAUCAAUCGCGCGAAGCGGCCUUGGCCAUCCUGAACAUGUUUGACAGCGGCGUCGCACACGUUAUCAACGGCGUCGACAUUGACCGCCCGCGCAACGCACUCACCCUCUCGAUGCGCUUCCACCAGCUGUUCGGCUCCUUCGACGUCUUCUUUACACCCGUCACCGACACACAGCACACAUACCGCAUCGAAACGUUCCAUCCAGUGCCCAUAGCCCUCGGCUUGCCCGUGACACGUGCCCUGUUCAUCACCGAUACACGCACCAUCGACCCGCCCUCGCCACGCCUCCUGGCCGUCCACCGCGCCAUUGCGCACAUCCUGCACUUGUCGGGCGCUGGCUUCUACAUCGACAUGCUGCUGCGGGACAUGGAAGACAACGUGGUACGGAGCGACGGGACUUCAGCCCUGGGACAAAUGGUGACGCUGGGCCUGGGUGGGUGGCUUGACGGGGCGGUUUCAUCUUGA